Molecule: messenger RNA, 1617 nt
Organism: Aspergillus niger
Lineage: Eukaryota; Fungi; Ascomycota; Eurotiomycetes; Eurotiales; Aspergillaceae
Exons: 3
Coding region: 1-1617 (538 amino acids)
Source: RefSeq, a predicted model, not a curated record
AUGAUUUUCUUUCAUCUGGCACCGUUCUUCUUUCUCUUUGGUCUAGUAGUAUCUUCUCAGAACCCUACGGUGGACCUUGGCUACACAAGAUAUAAAGGCAAAUCUCUGCCCAAUGGUAUCAGUCAGUGGCUGGGGAUACGCUACGCGGCUGCACCUACCGGGUCUCUGCGGUUCUCUGCGCCACAGGAUCCUGACACGGUAGAUGGCGUUCAAGAAGCAUUCAAGCAUGGUCCCCGGUGUGUUCCCACCAGCCAAUAUCCCACUCCCGCAGGCACGUCCGAGGAUUGUCUCUUCCUCGAUGUAUACGCUCCCAGCUCGGUGGAAGCUACUACGAGGCUGCCCGUUUUCGUUUGGAUUCAAGGAGGCGGCUUCAAUGCCAACUCCAGCCCCAACUACAAUGGAACAGGAUUGAUCGAAGCGGCCAAUAUGUCCAUGGUGGUGGUCACCUUCAACUACAGGGUCGGUCCGUACGGGUUCCUCUCUGGAUCCGAGGUGCUGGAGGGAGGAAGCGUGAACAAUGGCCUGAAGGACCAAAUCAAGGUCCUGAAGUGGGUGCAAGAGCAUAUCAGCAAGUUUGGAGGCGAUCCCAGUCACGUUGUUAUCGGCGGCGACAGCGCAGGCGCAGCGUCUAUCACUCUCCAUCUUUCAGCCCACGGUGGCAGAGACGACGAACUAUUCCACGCUGCCGCCGCAGAGUCCCAAAGCUUUGCUCCUAUGUUGACCGUCAAUCAAAGCCAAUUCGCCUAUAACAACCUGGUCAUCCGCGCCGGCUGCGCAAGCGAUUCAGACACCCUCGCCUGCUUACGCCGACUAAACACCACAGAACUGCAGCGCAUCAACAUCAACACACCCUUACCCACCGCCCAACAAGCACCUCUCUACCUGUACGGUCCCGUCGUCGACGGCUCCCUCAUCCCAGACUACACAUACCGGCUUUUCCAGCAAGGCAAAUUCAUCAAAGUCCCCGUAAUCUUCGGCGACGACACCAACGAAGGAACAAUCUUCGUCCCCAAAACGACCUCCACCGUCGGCGAAGCCGACACCUUCAUCCAAGACCAAUUCCCCAACAUCAACUUCACCCACCUAACCAAGCUGAACGACUGGUAUCUCAAAGAAAACCAAACUCGCGAGUUCCCCAAUUCCUCCCCCUACUGGCGUCCCGCUAGCACCGCGUACGGUGAAAUCAGAUAUAUCUGUCCGGGGAUCUACAUGUCCUCUGUGUUUGCUAGUGCCGGUGUCAACAGCUGGAACUAUCAUUAUGCUGUGCAGGACCCCGCCGCGGAAGCCUCAGGCAGAGGUGUCAGUCAUACUGUGGAAGAAAAUGCCAUUUGGGGCCCGCAGUAUGUGAGUGGCACACCGCCGGCGUCGUAUCUCACUGAGAAUGCGCCAAUUGUGCCGGUGAUGCAGGGCUACUGGACGAGUUUCAUUAGAGUGUUUGAUCCGAAUCCGCUGAGGUAUCCGGGGAGUCCGGAGUGGAAGACGUGGAGUGAUGGACAUGGGGAGGAUUAUCGGCGGAUAUUUGUCCGCACGAAUGAGACGAGGAUGGAGACGGUGUCGGAGGCGCAGAGGGAAAGGUGCGAAUAUUGGAGUAGUGUUGGGCCGGACUUGUCGCAGUGA